This is a messenger RNA of Drosophila yakuba, 1623 nucleotides long. Its product is annotated as transmembrane protease serine 9. NCBI's taxonomy places the organism in Eukaryota, Metazoa, Arthropoda, Insecta, Diptera, Drosophilidae. The record is from RefSeq and is a predicted model, not a curated record. Gene Ontology annotation, molecular function: serine-type endopeptidase activity. The transcript has a single exon. The coding region runs from base 9 to 1532 and encodes 507 amino acids. Gene Ontology annotation, biological process: proteolysis.
UGUAUGUAAUGAUCCGUAGAGUGUUCCCCUUUCUGUUGGCGGCUCUUUUGCGGCCGGUUCUCGGUGAUCCGGAUGCCCAAGCCCGCAUCAUUGGAGGCUAUGAUGUGGACAUAGAAGAUGUGCCUUACCAGGCGGAAGUGAUAAUAGAUGGCACUGCCAUCUGCAGUGGAGCCAUCAUCGGAGCACAAACCGUGCUCACGGCAGCCUCGUGUGUCCAGUCCUACAGUUCACUUCAGGUGCGCGUGGGCACCAGCUCCCGAGAUUACGAUGGAACUGGAUUGCUGUUGGAUGUGUGUGAUGUGACUGAUCAUCCAAACUACGAUUACUGGCGUUUCGAUAACAACCUGGCACUGUUGAAGCUGUGCUAUCCGCUCCAGACCUCCGACGCUAUCCACCCCAUCAGCCUAGCAGACGAAGUGCCGGACGAUGAUUCCUGGUGCUAUGUUUCCGGCUGGGGAUCCACCAGUUGGUGGGCCAGCUGGUGGGACAGGUGCUUCGGUAGUCUGCCCGACUAUCUUCAACUGGUAUGGGUCAGUGUCUACAAUAGGGAGCAGUGCGCCGCAGAUCGCGGUGUUUGGUUCGGACUCUGGGAUAAUGGCAUCUCGUACCUCACCCUCUGCACUCAGUAUGGCGCUGGAGGAUGCUCCUACGACACAGGAGCCCCCUUGGUGCAGGACGAUGUACUCGUGGGCAUUCUAUCCGAGGGCGGUUGCAAAACCAAACCAGAUGUCUACGCCAGUGUGGGUUGGUUCAAAGAUUGGAUUGCCGAGAAUACCGGAUAUGAGGAUACAACAGCUCCAACAAGUACUUCUAGUGAUAGUAGUUCCACUGCUGAGAGCACUACACCUGGUACUGUUCCUAGUACUGUACCUAGUAGUGUACCUAGUAGUGUACCUAGUACUACACCUAGUACAGAACCUAGUACUACACCGAGUACUGUACCUAGUACUACACCGAGUACUGUACCUAGUACUGUACCUAGCACUACACCUAGUUCUGCAGCUAGUACUGAAACUACUACUACACCCAGUACUGUACCUAGUAUUGAACCCAGCAAAGCACCUAUUACAGUACCUAGUACUGAAUCUAGCACUGUACCAAGUUCAACUAUACCUAGUACUGAAGCUAGCACCAGUUCAGUAUCUAGUUCUUCCCCUAUUUUCAGUACUGUAUCCAGCACCAUACCUAGUAGUGAAUCUAGUACCUUACCUAGUAGUGUAUCAAGUACCUUACCUAGUAGUGUACCAAGUACAGAAGCCAGUACGCUGCCUAGCACUGUACCUAGUACUGUGCCUAGUACUGUGCCUAGUAUUGUGCCUAGUACUGUACCCAGCUCUGAACCUGUGAGCACUGUGACAAGUACUAUAGCGAGUACUGCAUCCAGUGCACCUAGUGUACCUAUCACAGUACCUAGUAAUGCACCCAUUACUUCAGAUAGCACUGUACCAAGUACUGAGUCCACUACAUCGAGUCCUUUAACUACGAUCAUUACGCCAACCGAACCAACUGGGAAUCCUGAUAUCGGAGGAUAACAAAGAAGGCUUAGUAACGUGCCCCCGCCUGUAAAUAAUUAACUCUAAGCUAACUAAUUAACACCCCUCAAUAAAAGAAACUGUGACAUUA